AUGAGUAAUAACGGUAAUCAGCAAGAAUCAAACUUUUUAGUCAAUUUCUUGAUGGGUGGUGUGAGUGCGGCAGUCGCUAAGACGGCGGCAUCACCCAUCGAGAGAGUCAAGAUCUUGAUUCAAAACCAAGAUGAAAUGAUCAAGCAAGGCACUUUGGAAAAGAAGUAUUCUGGUAUCGCAGAUUGCUUCAGGAGAACUGCUAAGCAAGAAGGACUAAUCUCCUUUUGGAGAGGAAAUACUGCUAAUGUUAUUCGUUAUUUUCCCACUCAAGCUUUGAACUUUGCUUUUAAAGAUAAAAUCAAACUAAUGUUUGGUUUUAAAAAAGAAGAAGGCUAUGGUAAAUGGUUUGCAGGUAAUCUAGCUUCUGGUGGUGCUGCCGGUGCUCUCUCUUUAUUAUUUGUUUAUUCCUUAGAUUUUGCGAGAACAAGACUGGCCGCUGAUGCCAAGUCUUCUAAAAAGGGCAGUACGCGUCAAUUCAAUGGGUUAAUUGAUGUUUAUAAAAAGACUUUAAAAUCAGAUGGGAUUGCAGGAUUAUACAGAGGUUUUAUGCCAUCGGUAGUCGGUAUUGUGGUUUAUAGAGGACUAUAUUUCGGUAUGUUCGAUUCUCUCAAGCCGCUGGUACUAACUGGUUCAUUAGAUGGUUCAUUCUUGGCUUCAUUUUUGUUGGGUUGGGUGGUUACAACUGGUGCUUCGACAUGUUCUUACCCAUUGGACACAGUUAGAAGAAGAAUGAUGAUGACUUCAGGUCAAGCGGUUAAGUAUAAUGGUGCUAUGGAUUGUCUUAAGAAGAUCGUGGCAGCCGAAGGAGUGAGCUCAUUAUUCAAAGGCUGCGCGGCAAAUAUCUUGAGAAGUGUUGCAGGUGCAGGUGUUAUCUCCAUGUAUGACCAAUUGCAAAUGAUAUUGUUUGGCAAAAGAUUCAAAUGA
This is a messenger RNA of Saccharomyces mikatae IFO 1815, 924 nucleotides long. It is a transcript of the gene AAC3, whose product is annotated as ADP/ATP carrier protein AAC3. Gene Ontology annotation, biological process: mitochondrial ADP transmembrane transport; mitochondrial ATP transmembrane transport. Gene Ontology annotation, molecular function: ATP:ADP antiporter activity. The record is from RefSeq and is a predicted model, not a curated record. Gene Ontology annotation, cellular component: mitochondrial inner membrane. Bases 1 to 924 code for a protein of 307 amino acids. The transcript has a single exon. Lineage: Eukaryota; Fungi; Ascomycota; Saccharomycetes; Saccharomycetales; Saccharomycetaceae.